CAGAACGAACGGUUGGAUCUUUUGCAAUGGCGUUUUACGGCGGUAGAAUCUCCAUGCAAGGCCUCGGGAGGAGCGGUCUUGUGACGAAAUGUUUUCACGGAAGUGAGCACGCAAAACUACGACGGCGGGCCCCCGUURGCGGAAGGAAUGUUGGGGCACUCCGUUCCGCGGCUUCCGUGGCGACCGGCGAAACGGUCGAAGCGGUUUUCGUCUUCCACCGACACGGGGAUCGAACCCCCGGAAAAUCGCUGGUGGCGGACGAGUUCGUGGAAGACGAGGCCUCGUUCUGGAGGACCAAGAUUCCCCCCUCCGAUCGGUCGUACCACCAAAUGCUGUCCGAGCGCUUUCCGRUGAUAAGGCCCGGUCUUUCCAACAAGAAAAUACCGACACCGGAACAGUCGCCGUUUCUGUUGUUCAAGGAACUCCAGGGAGGGAACGAAUCGUACGGGUUUCUAACGUGGAAGGGAAUGCAUCAAAUGUAUCACAACGGUGCCGCCAUGGCCAAGCGCUACRGUUUGCUGCCGCAUGGGUCCUUUCGAGAUCAUUGGGACAUCGAGGCGUUUAGCACAAACUACCUCCGCACCGUAAAGAGCUGCCAGGCAUUCCUGGACGGUUUGCUGAGCGACACCGUUUCGAAAACAACCGAUCGCGUGCCACUGGACUACAAACAGCCCACCCAUUACGAGGGCAUCGAUCUGGCAGAAUACCACAGGGCGAGGACUACGAGCGACUACGACACCACGGUAGAGAUCAAGGUUCGACAAGGCGAGAACGAAACUCUAAAUCCCUUCGACAGCGCUCCGCAGCUCAUGAAAAAUCUCAUGGAGGAUGCCAAGGCCGCGCCGGACUUUAUCGAGAGGGAUGCUGGGGCAGCCACUCUUAAGGCACAGCUGCUCGAAUAUAUACCGGGGCUUUCGCGGCAUUCCUCGUCURCCGAAAAAACGUCGGCACCUGUGGUAAAUUGGGUGAGUCCGAAGGAGCGACUCGUUUUGUUGCUGUUUUUGUCAUGGUCCUUGAGAAUGCGAGCAUCUCUCACCGCAAACCAAUCCGUUUAYGUCCGGGGAAYCUUUGUCGAUGUUUCAAGAUCGACGCGGCCGACUAUUUCGUGUGCCGAUCCUCGCACUCCGUGCCGGUCCACAAAUUUUGCGUAGACGAKGGGCGCGACAACGAGACCGCCGAAACAAGGUUCCGGUCCCUGGGUCGAGAAACUUUUUCGCACCUCUUGUCGCGGUUCCGAGGCUACUACGUGCAUCYGCCGCUCCUGGCCGAAGUUGCGGGACCCGCGCUCGACGAGAUUCGAUCGACAAUGAGGCAAGUUGUCGGGACUACCGAGGCCGACAUUUUUGGUGYUGCAAAGAAGCCUUUCCACAUCUACAGUUGCCACGACGUGACACUGUUGGGACUGCUGUACGCCGUCAAGGACAGAUUUCUGAUCGAGGACACGGAUCGGUUCCGGUCGCUUUCCAGCCAAUGGCCAACCUAUGCCAGUUGCCUUACGUUCGAACUGGUGAGACGGACGGCGAAAGGAAAAAGCAAAGAUGAUGAAGAGUUUGCCGUGAAACUCUGGCUGAACGAAGCCCCGAUCCCAAACUUUUGUCCUCGGCCUGUAGCACUUCUACAAGCUCCACAGGCAGAAAUUGUGCAUKCGAUUGGACUAGAAGAUUUCAACAAAUUGAUCGAUGAGCUAAAUGCAGAGAGAGAGUUUUAUUGUAGCGGGAGAUAAUGAGAUUGCAUUUACCAUAUUAUUAUGUGUUGGCAUCGCGAUUGAUUCGCUCGAUAGUGAGUCCGUCCAGCACUACGCAAAGYUAUUCUUGAAGAAGUUCACCCACGUGAUAUCCUCGAUCUCCUUUUCUACAUCAAAAGCGCAAAGUUUUCCGGAUUCCAUAAAAUGCUUGAAGUCAUGAUUAAUCCAMGCUAUUCGUUUUGAAGUAAACCMGUCCCCCACUAUUGCCUUCUCACUCUCGAUCGUCCAAUCAUACAACUGCUUCGUAACUCCCGAAACACAGAUUCGCGAUAAAACCUUUUGCCUAUA
Pseudo-nitzschia multistriata is the source of this 2032-nucleotide messenger RNA. NCBI's taxonomy places the organism in Eukaryota, Bacillariophyta, Bacillariophyceae, Bacillariales, Bacillariaceae. The record is from the annotation of a GenBank genome assembly.